GAACAGAAGACGCGGUACCCUAAAAAAAAAACAGGAGACGGGCGGAGACGGAGGCGACCGCCGCCCCGACGCCCUGCCGCACCCCCGACGCUCCGCCGCCCCGACGCCCCGCCGCACCCCCGACGCUCCGCCGCCCCGACGCCCCCCGAGACUCCGACACUCCGCCGCCCCGUCGCCCCUCCGACGCUUCGCCGCCCCGACGCACCUCCGACACUCCGCCGCCCCGACGCACCCCCAACACUCUGCCGCCCGACGCUCCGUCGCUCCGCCGCCUCCUCGACGCCAGUCCUCGUCCUGCAGGCUGUCAUUCUCCCCCAGGGUUGCGAGGGCAACUGGCUCUACCCCUUUUGAUUGACGCAAUCGGCACGACAUCUUCCUCAUCAUCAUGGAAGCACAUGCUCCUCCUCCACCCCCACCAGCAAGGCUGCUGCCACAAACAGUUGGGCUUUUCACUAGCCCGGCUGUGGCAUUUAUUUUGCUGGUCCUCAACAAGAUUUGGGAUCCCAUCUUUGAUUGCUAUUGUUUCCUGCUUGACCCUGGCCGCCAUAUGACGGAUUAUAACCAUGCCGUACAAAGGGUGGUGGCGAUGAAACGUGAUUUCAAUCUCAGCGACCCAUCCCCUACUUCUCACCAGGGUGGCAAAUGGCUGGAGCGUGUAGUGCUAUUACAGAAGGACAAAGAAAUGAUCUGCAAGAGUUAUGCUGAAGGUGGAUUUUUGAAGAAAUGGUAUUAUAUCAGAAAAGCGAUUAAAGAGACUAAGAAGGCAGAUGACAUGGCCAGUCAAUUCAAGGAAAUCCUCGUGGAGUCAAAGCCAAGGCCACGCCCUGUUGCUAGAAUAUCACCAGGAGACCCAUUGGAGAUUAUGAAGACAUAUACAGAUAAGGUCGUUGAAUUUAUCAAAAAUGAAUCUGAAGACUCUAAACUGCUUGGAAUAUGGGGAAUGGCAGGAGUUGGCAAGUCGGUACUCAUAAGAAAUAUCUCUAUGUGCCACUCACAGUAUGCUGCUGCUGAUACCCCUUUCCAGAUUCUGUUCGUUGAUGCUGGUUCGGACAGCUCUAUCUGUAAGAUUCAAAAUGCACUAUUUGGCCUUCUGGGAUUGGCGCUAACGCCAGAUGUAACUGAAUCUGUGAAGGCAUUUACCAUCAGUAGUUACUUGAGUGAAAACAAUUUCUUGCUUCUGCUAGAUGAUGUUCGAGAGCCUUUUGAUCUUGCAAGAAUUGGCGUCCCUGUUCCAGACCCGGCCUCUGCUAUGUGCCGCAAGGUUGUCUUCACAACACGUACGCAUGCCAUAUGCGCUUCUAUGGGGUGUGACAGUAUUAUGCAGAUGUCAUGUCCAACUGAGGAAGAUGCUACUAAGAUUUUCAACUGUGCAGUGGGUACCAAGGCCUUGGAGGAUUCAAGGUUCUGUGCGGUUUCUUCUGUCUUAAUUAAGGAGUGUGGUCUGCUGCCGGAAGCCUUGCGCAAUGUUGGACUAUCAAUGUCCAUAAAAGACGGACCUGAACAGUGGGAACUAGCUGUAAAGCUGCUGAGACAGGCCAAGUUGCAUCUGGUUACUCAUAAAAAGGAUAACCUUUUUGAGAGGCUGCGGUGCAGUUACGAUGAGCUGGAAGCUAAAAUCAAAGAGUGUCUUGUCCUCAUCUGUUCCUUGUGGAGUGAAGAUGCAAAUAUUCCCAUCGACAGCCUCAUUCUAAUGUGGAUAGGCAUGGGCUUGUUGGAUGGCUUGAAUGCACAGAGAGAAGGAUAUGCUUACAUAAGAAUGCUUCAGCAGCGAUGUUUACUAGAGAAAGGGCAGAACACCCUCACUUCAAGUGAAGAUACUCAUGUUCGAAUGAACCCAAUGAUUCGCAAGGCCAUUAUAAAGACAUUGGAUAACAGGGAAGCGAACUGGUUUCCAGAUUUGCCUUGGAGAUCCUCAUUAACUGAGAAAACUUGGCUUGUAGCUCAGCGCGUCUGGGCAUCAGCAAAAGAUUUUGAGAUGUUUAAGAGGAAAUGUUAUCUGGAUCAGAAUAACAAAGAGAGAUCCAAGUUGCUGCAGUCUAACGUGACUGUGUUGGUUAGUCGCUGUGUUAUAAAAUUUGAUCUUUGCCAAUUUCACCAGCUUGUAUUUCUUGAUAUGGAGGGAGCCACUCUUCCAAAUUUCCCUGAACGAGUCACCAAGAUGAAUGCUCUAGAGUACCUCAAUCUGUCAUCCACGGGAUUAACCUCAGUCCCUUCUUCUUUGGGAGAUCUCUCAAAACUAAAGUAUUUGUUUCUCCGAAGGAAUCCUGAACUUGAGCAUAUACCGAUAGGGGUGAUUGCCAAGCUAAAGGAACUGAAAGUAUUAGAUCUGUUUGAUACUGGGUGCCUGCUCACAUCACUAAUAAAUGAGAUAAAGGAGCUAGAAAUGGAUUGCCUCAUGGCUGGGUUCACCGUGGAAACUGAAAAUAUAUUGAGGGAACUGAGAGAGCUCUCUGAAGUUUGCCCACUGUAUAUGUGCUUGUCCAGGUUUGAGACCGAAAAGGUUGAUCUUCUGUACUUGCUUGCAGACUUUGAUAAACUGCAUGAACUCCAAAUUAAGAGCUCUCAUCAUGUGCUUAAAUUAGUGUACACGGAUCUUGAGGUUCAAAGCACCCCAAAGAUUUUCACAUGCCUUGAGAGAUUUAUAAUUAGUAACCUGCCAAACCUUGUAUCUAUUGAUUUGAAACCCGAAGGGUUGAACAUUAAAUCAGUGAAGAUAUACAACUGUAACAAGUUAACAGACAUAACUUGGAUUCUGAACCUGGUUAAUUUAGAGGAGCUAGUUAUCAAGGACUGCUGCAGGAUGAGGACUCUCAUUUCUGCUAGUGCGGCAGAAGAAUUGGGACUGCCGAGAUUGAAAAGAGUUGAGCUUCAUGGUUUGCCUGAACUCCUUACCUUGUCAGAAGCAGCGCCUCUAUGUUUCAAAAGCGUAAUACACUGGUGUGUUUUUCAAUGCCGCAAAUUAUCCGGGUUGCCUAAGCCGCCGGCUCUGAAGAGUGUGUUACUAGACUGUGAUGUAGGCAUUUGGAAUAAAAUGUCACAAACUGGUGUGGCGGCUCAGUUCGCUGAAAGAGUACAUCUUUAGAGUUUGCUUGUGGAAAGUUUGAGGAUGCCAAUGGAAUGAGGUUAAUGUGAAGACCCUUGUUGCAGUCUAUGUGUUCCAGAAUGGUAGCAGAAAGAUUUUGUUUCUAUACAAUUGACAGUGAAGGAAUUUUGCAAAACAUUCAAUGCUUGCUUGUAUUGUUUGAUGAUGUGCCGAACCCUACGGUCUCUAUCUUGACACGCUGAGAUAUCAUGCACGUGUCUCUUGUUAACUUGUAAUAGAGCACAAAGCAUAGUUAUGGUGGAAUCAUCCUGGUGGAUUUGCUCUUGACCUGGAGAUGGAUGUUUAUGUUUUGAAAUAUAUUCUCUUGUAUGGAAUAUUGCCUUUUCUGCUAUUGUAAAACUGCUGGAUACAUUUGUUUGUUUUUGUGGGU
Messenger RNA from Triticum urartu, 3473 nucleotides. The record is from RefSeq and is a predicted model, not a curated record. NCBI's taxonomy places the organism in Eukaryota, Viridiplantae, Streptophyta, Magnoliopsida, Poales, Poaceae.